Molecule: messenger RNA, 489 nt
Organism: Brettanomyces nanus
Lineage: Eukaryota; Fungi; Ascomycota; Pichiomycetes; Pichiales; Pichiaceae
Exons: 1
Coding region: 1-489 (162 amino acids)
Biological process (GO): mitochondrial respiratory chain complex III assembly
Cellular component (GO): mitochondrion; Cbp3p-Cbp6 complex
Molecular function (GO): ribosome binding
Source: RefSeq, a predicted model, not a curated record
AUGGUGUCCAAAGUAGUGGGACAAAGUGCCAGGAAAAUUGUAUCGCUGUUAGAGAAGUUUCCGAAGGAUCGUAUUAAGCACAAUGCAACUUUCAGAACUUCACAGAUAGAAAGAUUCUGCAAUAUAGGAGGAGUGGCCAUUCCGAAGGAUGUGACUGAAGAGAAGGACAAGCAACUACAGGCCAAAAAUGGGACCCUGAAAAUCAAUACGGACAAGAUCAAGAAGGUGAUUUACUCAAAGAAAGAGGAGAAACCGGCGAAUUAUCAGAAAGACAUCUUCACUGAAGAUAUCUUGACGCAGCAGUAUAAGUCGUUGAAGAAUAUUUACGAGUCUAAAUGGGAAAAAUACUAUAAAAUAGACAAAAAGCUUCUUGUGCCAAAGGGAAACCCAAACUAUUAUCAUAGAUUGAUGACAGAUUUGAACAAAGGAGGCCAGGUUAAGGAAGGCUUGUUCACAGCUUUCAAAACCAUCCUUACCGGUAAGUAUUAA